GUUAGUUUGAAAUACGUGUUAUGGAUUCUCUGGACUCUAGUAACAGCAGCACGAGCCGGAAUGGAUCGAAUAGUAGUAGCGGAGGAGCAUCAACGCCAGGCAGCUCAGUCGCUCCCAGUUCAUCGGCACUGCAAAACGAACAAGUCCAAAACAUGCCGUCCUCUGCGCCCAUCGCUGUUCAACAGCCGGUAAGCAAUGUCCAAGGAGUCGUUCCAGUAGAUUACUCACAAGUUCACCGGCCGCCGAGUUCACCUCCCCAAUUCAGCAUGAACAACACGGCUGGAGGUGUCCCGACUAUGAUAAACAAUCAAGGCAUGAAUGGAAUGGUUCAUCCAGGUGUCCAAGGAGUGAAGAUGAUGACGGCACAGCCGAACAAUGUCCAGGUGCAACAGUACAUGGGAGGAGCAGGCGAUCCUUUGGAUCCAAAACAUCCAUCAAUGCUCAACCAGGUCCUGAGUCCGAUGGGAGCGAUGUCUGGAAUGUCAGUGAAUUACAAUGACGCUACCGAAGCGAACAAGAUGUUCAUUGGGGGACUGUCGUGGAAUACGAAUGACAGCAUGUUGUACAGACAUUUCUCCCAAUUUGGAGAGGUAGUGGAACACUGCGUGAUGAGAGAUGCGGCUACUCAGAGGUCGAGAGGAUUCGGGUUUGUGAAAUUUGCUGACCCAGAAUCUGUCGAACGGGUUUUGGCUCACGUUCAAAACGUAGGGCCACAUGUGAUUGACGAGAAAGUGGUAGACCCCAAGCGAGCUGUUCCGAAGUACCAGAGCAAACUGAUAAAUAAGACGAAGAAGGUGUUUCUGGGAGGACUGCAUCCGGACACUACCAACGAAGAUGUGCAGAUGCACUUCAGUCGCUUCGGAGAGGUAGAGGAAGUGAUGUUGAUGUACGACCGGACCACCCUUCGUCUUAGAGGAUUCGGAUUUGUAAAGUUUGCCGCUGAAGAAGCAGCCGAAAAUGCGUGCCGUGAGCACUAUCACGAAAUCAAAGGCAAAAUGGUGGAAGCAAAGAAAGCUCAACCAAAAGAGGCGAUGCAGAACAACACUCAGCUCAAGAAGUGGUCAUAUGGUCCUAUUCCCAUGGGCGCUCAACAAGAUCCCAAUGUACCCUACUACAUCAAUGGUCAGAGGAAUGCCUUUUUGGGAAACGGGUCCAUGGCUAAUCCUUUCAACGGCGGAUUCGCACAGUUUCCCUAUUCGCCGGUCUUGAACUAUGCUGGAAGUCCGACCUUCCAAGUUGGUUCUCCGCUUGGCGGACACCUGACAUCAGACAGAACUGGAACUCCGAACGGUCUUUUCUUUGGAGAACUAAUGUCCUCGCCAUUUAAUGGACAGCUCCCCACCCGUCCAACUGCCAUGAGUCCCUCGCCCUUGGACACCCUGGCCCGCGAGAACUUCUUGAGCACCCUGCCCUACAUUGGAAACGGGUCUCCCAGAGGUCCUGGAGGAAUCACUAGUCCUCCCCUGCCAACUACCCUGGACAACCCACAUGACUAUGCUGCUGGAAUCCUCGCAACCAGUCCCCAGAAUACUGGAUUCCAGUUCGGAUCACCUUUUGGAUUCUCAGCUGUUCCUCCCGCUAUGGUAGCCGCUUACCAGGGGUACGGAAAUCAGUAACUUCGACUCAAAUCUUGCCGACUGCUGUCUGUCGUUUCUCAAAUGAAAAUCUCUUCAAAAUGCAAAAUGGUUCAGAAAUGGUUGCGAUGAACAGCAAUGCAACAAACAAAACUUACCUAUAAAUCUAAUCUUCAAUGUGGCUGCUUAUGAAUAUGAUGAUUCAUGUUAACUAGUUAACUCCGGAUUAGUUAUUAGUAAUCUUUCGAUCUAGUCUUACGAACAGUGAUCUGAUUGGUCUGAUCUCAUCUGUCUUCUUCGUUUGUUUCGUUAUUUAUACAGUGUACCUAGUAUAUUAGUUGAAGCAGUAGUCAUAGAAAUAGAUGUUACUUAAAUUUCCUUACAAAGCCACGCCGUACAAUACCAUACCAUAGAGCAGUAGUUCAAAGACCGCAAAAAUAUUCCCCAUUUCCAAAGUAUAUUGGCGUUAGAAAUUUAAUUUACUUAGCGACAGACAUUUGUUCUUCUUUACACGAUUUUAGUUUUCAGUUUACACUCGAACGUUAGUUUUAGUGUAGAUAGACUUAAAUGUUGCAGCUUGGGCAAAAUCAUCCUUUUGACGAUCUAGGACACCGCUUAUUUUGUGAUUUAAAUCAUCAUCCUCAUAUUUUUAUGGUUCAGAGGGGUGACCUAGUAACAAUUGUGUGCUCUAAAAUUUCUGUACAGUGCUUAACUGAGUAUUGACUGAAUUCUGGGCUAUGUAAAAUGUCAAAACAUAAGCUGUAUACUGAUAAAAUGUCAAUUAGAAAGAAUAUCAUUUCUCGGCCUUGACGGCCGUCCGUGCUAGCUGAUCAAAUGUCUUAUUUUGCGCUUUCUUUUCGUCUCCUAUCCAAACUCAAGCCGAUUAUGACUCUUACACAAUUUGACCCUUCAUGAACUUUUCCUUCCCUCCCAAUCAUUUCUCCUCUGUGCUUCGCAUUGACCUGUCUUGUUGAUGGAUUUUCAAGGAUCACACAAACACUAAAACAAGUCCCGAAGUGAUGUAUUUUCUCUUCGUUUUGUUUUCUACAAAGUAAAGUUAGAUGAAACUUUUGAAAAAGUUAGAAGUAGUUAUAGAUGGUAGCUAGUGUAGUAAUAGGAUUAUUAGUUAAACUUGAGUAGUAAUGGCCUUGAUGGUAACAGAGAAGCCUUAAAGUGCGUCUCUCUAAACCCGCGUCACCUCUUCCCACCACCACCAUCAUCCCACAAGUAAAACAAACCAACACAAUCUUCAAUUGCACUUUGAAUCUAAUCACUCAAUUAAACCACCACACUCAAAAAUCACAGUUUCCCUGUUACUGUGCUUCACAUUUUCAACUAAAUGAGAGCCGCCAACCCACCCCCUCCAACUAAACUCGCCAACGACUGAGAGAGUAGUUGAUGAUUGAUCUUCAAAUAGCGAUGUGAAUUAUUAUCUAGCUUUUUGAUGUUUGUUUCGAUUAACUCGUUGAAAAGCAUCUGAAGAUUUUGUGCAUUUUGGAUGUAUCUGCUUUUCACUUUUUCAUGUCGACAUUUUAUGUUAGCAUCUCCAAUGUCUUGUGCUUUUAAAUGUAUGUAAACAGCUAAAUAAAAACACGAAUUGCAACUCAAUCAUAAUCGAAAUGUGCAUUUUAUAUGAUAGUCAAGUGAUCUGAGGGAGACUAAUUUACUUUUCUAAUGAAUUAAAUUUGAUUUGGGCGCCUAAAAAUUUGUAGCGUACUGAAACAUCGCUAAACCAUCUACAUUUGAAAUGCGUUGAUGAUGAUCACUUUUUGAGCGUUUCAGGUUAAGCUCAAUGGGUACUAAUCAAAGUUCGCGAUAUGUUGACUCAAACUAAUACGAAGAAUCAAGGUCAACUCAAGCAAAUGAUGAUGCUAUUUUUGUCUCCCUCUGGUUAGAGAACAAGUUUUGUAAUCAGAAGAAGUUGAACUAUGGUGUCAGCCUUCAUCGCAUCUAGCAUAGCCUCGAAUGCUUUGCUAAAACAAUAGAGUUCCAUAAUUUGAUGUCCUCAGAUAAUUGACAGAAGUUUGAAAUGCCCCAUAUACGCUAGGAUAAUAUCAGCAAAGUAUCGAACGUGCAGACGCCAUGAAGUCAUUUCACGGGUAAUGAGUGAUGUCCAUGUAUCUUAUCUCAGCGCCUUUUUCACCCUCAAUCCUCUUGAGUUCGGUAACUAAAGAUAAAGGCAAUUCGUUCUAAAUUUUACAUUCAUAAGAGUUCCACAAAGCAAAGCUCGCUUUGCAGAAAGUUAUUGAAGUUAAUCGAGAUGACAGAAAAGUUUUCUUAAAAAUUGAUUCAAUGUCGUAAUGGGCAGUUAAUUAAAAUGUAGUGUGCAUGAAACGAUUCAGUGAUUGACGAUUGACUUGUUUUUCAACUGAAUCUUGGACUUGGAACCCUUCCCUCAAAUGUUACUUACCUGACUUUCGUAGCGCAAUCAGCCAUGUAUUUAACUUGCUUUCCAUUUACACAUAGAUAAGGUAGAUUAAUAGUUAUAUUAUUUAUCGUAGCUUUUAAAAACUUCUGGCCGAAUUGGUGAUUUAUAUUCUGCAAUAUGAAUUGGUCGGAUAUUUGAACGUUCACAAUACAGUGGAAUUAUUCGAGAUCGGAUAAAAGAUAUCGUUUCAUACUGCAGAAAAAAUUGGAUUAACUGUAUAUCUCUAUCUUCUUUCGUUCUUUCCGAGUUUUAAUUUCGGCCGAGCACGAAUGCCGACCUCUCGUAGCUUUUAAACGACCGCGCUUUUGGUGGCUGGAUAGGAUAGUUUAAAUAAUUAUAACUACAGUAUUUAAUAGAUUAGAUGGAAAUGUCGAUGCUUUGAGAGUGAUAUGAUAACUAUGAUGACAGUGAUGAUGAAAAACAUGAAGUAAUAAUAUGAUUUCAUGUUACAACUUGAAUGGUGCAAAGUUAACCCAAAACAAAUGGAAACAUGAGUGACUAUUGUUAUAGAUCUACUUGAAAAAUCACCCUCUGUAAAUAUGAAAAAAGAUAGAAUAUCAAGUGUUAAGAAUACAAAUAGUCGUCUUUUGAAAUGAGGGUUUGUUAAAAAGAGAUCUUAAGUGACUCAUGUAGUGUAUUUGUUCGUGUGAGUUUCAUUCUUCUGGAGUGCGGAUGGGUUCAAUUCAAACGGAAGGUGCUAUCAAUGCUUGAUUUGAUUUUUUUUCGAUUUGAGUGAUUGAAGGUAGUCAGUAAAUAGUAGUGGUAGACCAAGAUAGUCCAUGAUAGAACUAGACUAGACCAUAGAAUAGUAGUGUGAUACUCCUCUCAUAGUGCUGUGUGAUUAGAACACCGGUAAGUCAUUGGGUUAAGUUAAUUUGCUGAAUUUUCAUUAGCAACUUUUUCAAUCUUCUUUCUGCUUUACACUGCUGAUGUAGAUCUUAGAACGCUAGGUAGAAAGUGUAGUUGAUUAAUAAUUAUAUUAGAGAUAACUGUUAGUGGUUAUUUGUUGUUUUGCAAAACAAUUACCGUUCCUCAAUCAUUUGCCAAUCUGAGAGCAGUUUUCAACGUUAUGAUGAUCAUGCCUAUUUGGAACCAACUUAUAUUUUUUUCCAAUUUUCUUCUCCCUGAACAAAAAAUUUGAAACAUAUGUGCUACCGGUAAUUUUUUUCCUUUUGAAGGGGUGAAGUUUGAGUUGUAAUUUUACAGUAAUGAUUUUGAUGCUACCAUUACGAUGUAUUGAUGUAAAUCCUUCUUGACAUUUAUUGAUGAUUUUGUUAAAUAGUUUAACAGUAGCGCCUAAGCCCUUUCGAUUGAUCAAAAUUUUUAGUCAUCGACAUUUAUAAGUUCAGCAAUACUGUAGUUGAAUAAUUUAUUCAAAGUUAGCUCACUAUUUUCUCCUUAAUAUUAGAUAUUUUCUGAGAUUAGACGACAAUUAGCUGCUCUUUUUGUCUUUGUUUAUACGUUAAAUAAUGAUGCAGAUAGUACAUUACAAGUAAUGCCACACCAUCCUAUACCGCGCUCUUUCUCUUUUGUUCUAGAUGAAAUCAAAUUAUUUGGUUGCUUGGAAUUAUAACUCUUCUUAACAUGA
Symsagittifera roscoffensis is the source of this 5590-nucleotide messenger RNA. RefSeq names its product RNA-binding protein Musashi homolog 2-like. Gene Ontology annotation, biological process: regulation of translation. Bases 21 to 1616 code for a protein of 531 amino acids. Gene Ontology annotation, molecular function: mRNA binding. The record is from RefSeq and is a predicted model, not a curated record. The transcript is spliced from 3 exons. Gene Ontology annotation, cellular component: cytoplasm. Lineage: Eukaryota; Metazoa; Xenacoelomorpha; Acoela; Convolutidae.